AUGGCGUGUGUGAGCCCCCGCUCCUCCCUACGACUCACCCUGCUGUGCAGUGCCCUGGCUCUCCUGCUCUCCUGCCAGCGCACAGCCGCCUGGUACAAGCAGUCUACCGGCCCCAGCUACUACUCCGUCGGCAGGGCGUCCGGGCUGCUCUCCGGAAUCCGAAGGUCGCCCGACAUACGCCGAUCCGAGCCCGAGAACGCAGCGGAGAGCGCCGACAGCGCAGACGACAGCUUCCUGAACGCCUUCGGGAGCCAGCGGCAGCAGGCACUGUGUGUGAAAGACGUCUCUCCGAACCUGCACAGCUGUGAGCUCAUCCCGGACACAUCCAGCACCUUCCAGUGCAAAGCCCAGAUCUAUCUAUCACUGGACAGCACGGACUGUCUCACCCCAUAA
Staurois parvus is the source of this 393-nucleotide messenger RNA. NCBI's taxonomy places the organism in Eukaryota, Metazoa, Chordata, Amphibia, Anura, Ranidae. The record is from the annotation of a GenBank genome assembly.